Cordyceps militaris CM01 is the source of this 1068-nucleotide messenger RNA. RefSeq lists its product as uncharacterized. The record is from RefSeq and is a predicted model, not a curated record. NCBI's taxonomy places the organism in Eukaryota, Fungi, Ascomycota, Sordariomycetes, Hypocreales, Cordycipitaceae. The coding region runs from base 1 to 1068 and encodes 355 amino acids. The transcript has 2 exons.
AUGUUGUCACUCGAUCGAGGCGGGCCAAUUCGUGGCCUCGUCUCAUCUCUCAUCUCCAACCUCUUCGCUCUUCCCACUUCCCUCCUCCCUCCCUCCUUCCACACCCAUCUUGUUCAGCCUCUACACGCUGCCAACAACCACAAGCCGACCCUCUCCUCCCCCGACGGCCCCGAACGCGCGCGCCUCAAGCCGUCGCUCCCGGGCAAGACGUCGUCGUACGACCUUUUGUACAAGGACGGCAGCGACGACUACGCCUUUUCCGGCCCGCGCAGCACAGACGACGACCAGUACGUGCUGUGCUUUGACCCCGUCCGCCAGGCGUUUGUCCUCGACAAGGUCGACUCGACAUUCAACAUGAACAUCAGGCGCAUGCCGGGCGGUGCCGACUCGGAGGAGCUGAGCCGCCGCUUCCCGCAUCUCGACGUGCACGAUCCCGUCCAUGACUCCAUCAACGUCCGCGCGCCUGCUUCGCAACAGAGCAGCGCCGGGUCACCGUCGUCGGCGCUGCCACCCACCAGCAACGGCACGCAGGGGAAGCGGAAGGUUGACAAGAAGCCACCCAAGAACCUCGCCAUGCCCGUGGCGGCUGCCCCGGCCCCGGCGGCGCCCGACAAGCCCAAGAAACGCGCCGACGACGACGAUGACGACGAAGAUGAGGAUGAGGAUGACGACGGCGGCCUGAUGAUUGAGUACCCCGAGGGUCCGCCCGCCACAAAGGCCGUUGCCAAGCACAAUGACUUCUCGCCCGCCUUUCCCACACAGCGCCGCUUCGACGACUACAUGAACCAGCGCGAGUCGGAAGCCGACGAUGCGGAUGCUGAGAGCGACGACGACAUGGACAUGGAUUUCAAGCUGCCCAGUCCCGUCAAUGCGCAGCAGCACAACGGCCACACCCCGGCGACCCCGGCGGACGAGGAGGAACAGGCGGCGGGCAGCGAAGACGACGGCGGCAUGCUGGAUCUCGAGGCCGACUUGGAAAAUGACCUCGAGAAUGCGUUUGAGGAUCUCGCCAAUAGUCAGGAAGAGGGUGGCCGCGACGACGAGAGCGAGAUUAGCGAGGAGGACUGA